This is a messenger RNA of Desarmillaria tabescens, 720 nucleotides long. Its product is annotated as PIN domain-like protein. Gene Ontology annotation, molecular function: nuclease activity. The record is from RefSeq and is a predicted model, not a curated record. NCBI's taxonomy places the organism in Eukaryota, Fungi, Basidiomycota, Agaricomycetes, Agaricales, Physalacriaceae. Bases 102 to 632 code for a protein of 176 amino acids. The transcript is spliced from 2 exons.
AUAUUGUUUCCGUUGUUGUCCCCGUCGUUGUCGACGUUGUCAACGAGCUUCACGCCUUUUUCGUCUGUACUGACGAGACCAAAUCAAAAGAUUUGUCCUCGAUGCCUAUCAAGCACUUUGACGCAUACCUACCCGAGCGAAAACAAUUGACAAUACUCCCGCUUUCUGCCCUUUCUGAUUCGUGUUUAGGCAUUGAUGCGUCUUACUAUCUUCAGCAGCUCACCGACAACCCACCGUCGAGGGAGCCUCUUCUCGCAGCGACGGGCGGUUUGCCCUUAGCGCUCACACUGCGUAUCGAGUCCGACCUCCGUGUCCUCGAAAAAUUGCACAUCAAGCCCGUUUUCGUGUUUCCAGGGCUUCUUCCCAACAGGAAAUGGAAGCCUCAGCAACUUUUAGAGAACACCGAAGCCUGCAAGGACCGACGCGAUGCAUGGGAAAAAUAUGAAGCAGGUCUUGAAGACCAAGCGACCAAGCUGUUCGCUGGUCGGAGUAGUUUUCAACAGUGGGAUCUCUGGAGAAUGGUGCUGAGAAUCUUCAGGCAUCGGAAUGUCGAGUUCAUCAUUGCACCAUAUCUAGCAUGGCCGCAGGUAUGUGAAUUUCUAAUUCCUGUUGUUACGUCCAGCAAUUAUUAACCGCAUUAACGAUACCUUCCAGUUAAUUUAUCUUCAGCGCCAUCCAAAAUCCUACAUUCACGCGAUAUAUGGUCCCACCGACACGCUU